AUGUCUUCUGAAAUCCUAAAAUCAGCAUGGAAAGUAAUUCCCAUGUUCCAAUCCCGCUCUAUACCUCUCACGAUUAAAUUCUACACCGAGAAGCUCGGUUUCGAACUCGCCAGCGUAAAACCCGAAGGCUCAUCCGAGGAAGACCCCUCUGAACAGACAUUCUGUUCCUUAUUCAUUGGCAAAAAAGCAGACGCCAACUUCUACUUCUCAAAAGCAACUGGGGAUUUCACCCCGUCGCAGGCGACGAUUGCACUAGGAACCUCGGAGUUGGAUGAAUAUUAUAAUCAUCUGAGAUCUAUUGAUGUUGAUAUUGUGGAAGAUGUUGAGGAUACACCGUGGGGGUAUAGACAGUUCUCGGUCAAGGAUAAUGAUGGGAAUCUCUUGACUUUUUUCAAGUUUCUGGAGGGGGGAAUCCGGGGGAAGACUGAGUUAUACCUAGCCCUGUCUGGUUCUAAGAAGUAUGAGGGUCAGCACUGCGCUCACGCUGUCGACGCCAAUCCCAAUAUCUUCCGAAGGGAUCUUGGAGGCGUUACUAGUUCCAUGGUCCUAAAAGCUACCAUGGACACUUGA
Penicillium concentricum is the source of this 570-nucleotide messenger RNA. RefSeq lists its product as uncharacterized. The coding region runs from base 1 to 570 and encodes 189 amino acids. The record is from RefSeq and is a predicted model, not a curated record. The transcript is spliced from 2 exons. NCBI's taxonomy places the organism in Eukaryota, Fungi, Ascomycota, Eurotiomycetes, Eurotiales, Aspergillaceae.